Molecule: messenger RNA, 1690 nt
Organism: Moneuplotes crassus
Lineage: Eukaryota; Ciliophora; Spirotrichea; Euplotida; Euplotidae
Source: the annotation of a GenBank genome assembly
CUCACCAUCAUGAAGCCCUUUCACCACCAAAAACACUCAGGUUACAAUCACAUCCCUCUCAUCAGCGUGAAUUCACCCACCCCUCUACCCCCUCGCAACACUCAACCCCCUACAUCUCUGCCGAAACAAUUAGAUCAUGAUCGCAUUUUUACCAGAUGCUUUCUAAAACAAAAUGGAAUGGAACCAGAGGAACUAGAUGAUGAUCACCAAGAUCUUCAGAAAUCUUCCAAUCCAGAGCCUCAUAAAAACUUUGAGAAGAAGUUUAUCACAAUGAGCAAAGUUGAUCAAUCCUCAAGACGUAGCAGUAGUGUUCAUUUCUCUUAAAUGAAUACUUAAAAUAACAUCCAGAUUAAUAAGGAGAACAGUUGGGACAAAGAUUUAUCAAAGUAUGGGGUUCAUAGUUAACCAAUCCAUGAGCUCCAGAGUCUAUCAACCUUAUGAAGUAAAUCCAAUUCAUUCCAGAGGGUCUAAGGACAUUGGCAAAUAUUGAAUAAUUCCUAUAUUUGACAAUCAGUCUGAAGAUAUCUUCUUUGAGAACAGAUUCGAUCCAAGGAGGCAUAAAAAUAAUAAAGAGGGCAUUCCUCAGGAAUCUAUUUCAAAAACUACCUCUGGUUUUCUCACUUCCAGAGCAACCUCAGAUCCUCAUUUUAAUACUGAGACAAAUUUUGCAAAAAUCAAGAAUAUUAAGAAAAGAAUAAAGAUGCUCCACACUAGCAAAUUCACUGGUCUUUAUACCUCAAAUAUAAAAUCAUCAAGAGGCUCACAAACAGUGAAAUCAGGAACAAGGAAAUCAUCGCAUCAGAAAUGAGUUGCACCAAGGCAGAUCUCCAAAUCCCAGAGUGAUUUGCGCUCAAAUAUUCUCCUAAAGCAGAAAUACAUAGCUCAUCUGACACACAGGAAUUACAAGAAGAAGAGAAAGGAAUAUAUGAAGGAGUUCAUCAAGUAUUCCAACCUAAAAAGCGUCAUUAACAAGUGCUUCGAAGACCUUGCUGAUUUUAAAGCUAAAUAAUUCAAUGUUAAUCACUUCUUAAAACCAUCUUGGUUUGGUCCCAACUGGCUGAAAGUGCAGAGAGGCCAAAACUUUGUUAAUGAAUUAUUUAGAUUUAGCCCGAUAUAGUAUAUAAUCCAGAUACCUCAAGUUUAGAAACUGGGAGAAUUUGGAACAUAAUAUUCUUGCCUCCAAAAAGAGUGAUCUAAUAAGUCUAUUAGCAACAAAAUAGGCGAAAUACAAGUGUGACAAAUACUAAUCUUCUGAGGGUUUGACUAGAACUGAUUUACCAAGUUACGCCCUUCUUCCUUUUAUUCUAAUUAAAUUGGUUUUAAGAAAAAAGUCAGUUGGGAUUGACUUUUGAAAUUUUUCAAAAACUGAAAAUUUGAGAUAGCUAUAGAAAGAAGGAUCUGGUAGAAAAAUUCUCAGUGUUUUAUGAAUUACUAGAUAGAUGAAAACGGUACGUUAAAAUAGGGGAUAUAAGAAGAAAUUUAAAUAAUUUGAUCAUAUAGCUUUCUUUCAUGUCAUAAGAAGUUAUACAACCGCUUGCUAAGUAGAGUAUUAAGGAAAUAUUUCAAUGAAACUUCAUUUGCCUAUUAAGUCGAAUUAGAAGUUCAGAACCAGGCCCUGAGACAUAGUCUCGAGCAGAGAGUUCUUCUCUUUAACAAUAUCGGUUAUGUUAUUAUAUAUAAAAUCAAUUAC